Messenger RNA from Fusarium falciforme, 1008 nucleotides. Its product is annotated as Fe2OG dioxygenase domain-containing protein. The transcript has 4 exons. The record is from RefSeq and is a predicted model, not a curated record. The coding region runs from base 1 to 1008 and encodes 335 amino acids. NCBI's taxonomy places the organism in Eukaryota, Fungi, Ascomycota, Sordariomycetes, Hypocreales, Nectriaceae.
AUGACUUCGGAUCUCGCCGUAAGCAAGGAGGGACUCUCCAUUCCCCUCAUCGACUUCUCUCUCUUCCUCAAAGGAUCCCCCUCGGAACGCAAAGACACAGCCAAGGCCAUCCUCCAUGGCUUCCAGACUGCUGGUUUCAUCUACCUCAAGAAUCACCAUGUGCCAGCUGAAAGUCUGCAGCGUGCCUAUUCCCUAUCCGCUAAAUUCUUCAAUCAGCCAACCGAGAAGAAGCUGAAGCUGAACUGGACGACACCGGAAGCCAACCGAGGAUACUCGUCUCCCGGCCGCGAAAAGGUCUCCCAGCUCAAGGACAUUCGCGAGGUGGACAAGAUCCGCAACGCAGCCCCCGACCUCAAGGAGAGCUACGAGAUUGGACGAGAUGAUGAGCCUGGACACCCGAACCAGUGGCCUCAAGAGGAGGGCGACAUUGUCGGUUUCCGCAGUGACAUGCUCGAGUUUUAUCACCAGUGCAAGAGGCUCCACGUCGAGGUGAUGAGAGCCAUUGCCGUGGGCAUGGGUCUCGACGAAUCGUUCUUUGACGGGUUUACUGAUGUCGGCGACAACACUCUACGACUGCUUCACUAUCCUGCUGUGGAGGCUGAUGUUUUCAAGAUGAACCCGCUGACUGUGCGAGCUGGCGAGCACAGUGACUACGGUUCCAUCACUCUGCUUUUCCAAGACAACCGUGGCGGACUUCAAGUCAAGAGCCCAACAGGGCAGUUUGUCGAUGCCACGCCCAUUGAAGGAACUGUUGUCGUCAACGCUGGCGAUCUCCUCUCACGCUGGAGCAAUGACACUAUUAAGAGCACCAUCCACAGGGUCGUAGAGCCGCCGCGGAAGGAGUCUGACUCUUACCCGCCACGGUACAGCAUUGCUUACUUUUGCAACCCUAACUUUGAGAGCUACAUUGAGGCUCUUCCUGGUACUUUUGCGACUGAGCAGGAUAAGAAGCAUGAGGGAAUCAAGAGCGGUGAUUAUCUGGUACAGAGGCUCACUGCGACUUAUUAA